AUGAAGCAGCAUAUGUGCACAAAGGCUGGUUCUGAGUUUCGGCAGAGUGGAGAUUUUGUUUUGGGUGGACUAUUUGAUAUUCACUACAUCAGCAAAGCCAUAAGUCACCAUAUGCCUGAGUCUACCCAGUGCUCCAGCCACGACCUUAUUGUGCCGAGUUACCGGAGGUUUCAGAUCAUGCGAUUUGCCAUUGAAGAAAUCAACAACUCCUCAACCCUCUUGCCCAAUGUCACUCUGGGAUACGAGAUAUUCGACCACUGCUCCAACACAGACAACUUCCCGAGUGUUUUCAAAUUCAUCUCCCAGGACAGAUGGGUGCAGCCCUGGUACCACCUCAGCAAAGGCCUGUCAGACGUGGCCGCUGUGGUGGGCCCCUUCUCCAGCUCUGACACAACCACCAUCGCCCCUCUGUUCAUGAUGGACUUUGUGCCUUUGAUCAGCUAUGGGGCAGGUAGUUCUGCCUUUUCCGAAAAAGUGAAAUUUCCCUCAUUCAUGCGGACCGUCCAUUCUAAUAGGGAUCUGGUGGAGGUGGUAGUCCAUAUUUUGCUCUAUUUCAAGUGGCACUGGGUGGCUUUCUUAAACACCAAUGAUGCAUAUGGCAAAGACGGCCUGGAGCUCUUUAGGAAGAGAAUAGUAGACACUGGUAUUUGUGUGGCUUACAAUGAAGUGGUCAAUCAUCACACCAACACAUCUAUAAUGAUAAAGCAACUUGAGGCGUAUAAUGUGAACGUUAUUGUUGUUUUUGUGCCUGAAGAAACUGCUGAGUAUUUAAUUGGAGCCUUAAGACAUCUUAACAUGACAAAGAAGGUGUGGCUGGCAGUGGAUGCCUGGUCUUUGAAUAAAAAGCUUCCGAAAAUGCAGGGGAUUAAGAAUGUUGGAACAGUGUUAGGAGUGGCACAGCCAUCAGUGCAUAUACCUGGCUUCAAAGAGUUUGUCUAUUCAACUAAGAAGCAGUGUCAGAGGGACGCUGGAGAGCUGUGCAACCAGCACUGUCCUGAUUGUGGAGACUUGACUCCAGAGGACAUUAUUCGAUCAGACCCGUCCUAUUCUUACAAUGUCUACAUCGCAGUCUAUGCCAUCGCUCAUGCCUUACACAACAUGUUGCAAUGUGGAAGCGGCGAAUGCCAAAAGAAUACAACAGUGCACCACUAUAAGGUUCUAGCAGAGCUGAGGAAGUCCAAUUUCUCCCUUUUACAUGAGCUCAUUCAAUUUGAUACAAAUUCUGACCCAAAGUUUGGGUCCUAUGCCAUUGUAUUCUGGAACUGCAGUGGAGAUGCAGAGGAAAUCGGGUUUUACAGAUUUUACCCAUCUGUCAAUUUCUACAUCGACACAAACAAACUACAGUGGCACACAGGUAAAGAAACACCCAUUUCACGUUGUUCCCUGGACUGCCUCGUGGGAUAUGCCAAAAAACAAGAGGGGAGCCAUAAGUGCUGCUUCAGCUGUCAUAAGUGCCCCAAUGGAACCUACAUAAAUGUCACAGCUGAUGCGUACAGUUGCCAGGCCUGUAGUGCGGCUGAGUGGUCUUCUGACGGCAGUACCUCGUGUAUCCUGCGCACAGUGGAGUUUGUCCCAUUCGAGGAUGCAGUUACCAUAGUGAUCAUGGUUGGAACAGUGAUUUUGGUGGCCCUCUCUCUCCUGACCGCUGUGCUCUUUAGCCUGAACUUCAACACUCCAGUGGUGAGAUCUGCUGGUGGACCCAUGUGCUUCCUGAUUCUAGGCUGCCUCAGUCUCUGCAGCAUCAGUGUCUUCUUCUACUUUGGUACACCCACUUUCGCUUCUUGCAUUUUGAGGUUUUUCCCAUUUUUCAUGUUCUUCUCCGUGUGCCUGGCUUGUUUUGUGGUGCGCUCCUUUCAGAUCGUCUGCAUCUUCAAAAUCGCUGCCAAGUACCCUUCAGUGCAGCGCUGGUGGAUGAAGUAUCACGGGCAGUGGUUGGUUAUAACACUGUCUUUUUUAACCCAGACAGCAUUACUUAUUUUGGGGUACAUCCUGUCUCCACCUGCGCCCUUUAGUGACUACGACUGGGACCAGACUAAGAUCAUUCUCAGUUGUGGUGGAGAUUUUCAAGCCAAUUUUGCUGCUACUAUUUUACUGCUAGUUCUAUGCUGUCUUUGUUUUAUCUUCUCUUACAUGGGAAAGGAUCUACCCAAGAAUUACAAUGAGGCCAAAUCUAUAACUUUCUGUCUACUCCUGAUUGUUCUGACAUGGGUCAUAUUUGCCACACAGUUUAUCCUCUACAAGGGCAAGUACAUUCAAACUCUCAAUGCUAUGGCAGUCCUCUCCAGUCUCUACUCUUUCCUCUUGUGGUAUUUCCUUCCCAAAUGUUACAUCAUUAUUUUUCAGCCCAAGAGAAACACAGCACAAUACUUUCAAGGUCUCAUUCAGAGUUACACCAAAACUAUUAGUCAGUAG
This is a messenger RNA of Periophthalmus magnuspinnatus, 2412 nucleotides long. RefSeq names its product taste receptor type 1 member 1-like. The coding region runs from base 1 to 2412 and encodes 803 amino acids. The transcript is spliced from 7 exons. Gene Ontology annotation, cellular component: membrane. Gene Ontology annotation, molecular function: G protein-coupled receptor activity. The record is from RefSeq and is a predicted model, not a curated record. Gene Ontology annotation, biological process: G protein-coupled receptor signaling pathway. NCBI's taxonomy places the organism in Eukaryota, Metazoa, Chordata, Actinopteri, Gobiiformes, Gobiidae.